AGUAAUGCAUUUGUCAUUCAUGGAAAAAGAAAACUUAAUUUGUUUCUCAGUUUGGGUUAAGUUGGAUAGUAAAGUAUUUGUCAAAAUUGUGAUGUGGUGUUCAAUCCGUGUAUUUGCAUUGCGUAUUUAUUUUUUCUGUUCCAUUUUUGGUUUAUUGAGUAGUUUUAAUCCGUUUUACAGGCCUUAAAUCUGCUUAUUCAAGAAGUUUUGAUUCACGGGUUGCAGAAAAUUGAAGGUUCAUCAUACAUGGCUGGGAAACGCAAAAGGAAAGGGGGAAAUGAACCCGUAAAGAAGGAUGUCACCCCCGAGCCGAACGAUAAUGCGGUUGGUUGGAGAAAUUUCUUCAAUGCGAACUACAAAGCCCUUCGAGCAGCUGAGAAGGGAUUAACUGAGAAAGAGGCUACCGACAAAUUAAAAGUGCAAUAUAAAGGUUUCACCGACGAGGAGAAGUCUGAGUGGAGAAGCUAUGACCCUAACCCUAAUCCCGCUAAGAAGGGCGUUUGUGCAAACAAGGGAGGAAACCAAAGGCAGCUGAUGCCAAGGGGAAGAAAGUGGAGGUGGAUGAGGAAGAGGGUGCUCCUGAUAGUGAAGAAGCAUCUGUGUACGGUCGAUGCUCCUUCAACCGUUUAA
This is a messenger RNA of Cannabis sativa, 630 nucleotides long. RefSeq lists its product as uncharacterized. The coding region runs from base 247 to 630 and encodes 127 amino acids. The record is from RefSeq and is a predicted model, not a curated record. Lineage: Eukaryota; Viridiplantae; Streptophyta; Magnoliopsida; Rosales; Cannabaceae. The transcript has 4 exons.